Molecule: messenger RNA, 13106 nt
Organism: Cydia strobilella
Lineage: Eukaryota; Metazoa; Arthropoda; Insecta; Lepidoptera; Tortricidae
Product: muscle calcium channel subunit alpha-1-like
Exons: 48
Coding region: 565-6819 (2084 amino acids)
Biological process (GO): calcium ion import across plasma membrane
Cellular component (GO): voltage-gated calcium channel complex; membrane
Molecular function (GO): high voltage-gated calcium channel activity
Source: RefSeq, a predicted model, not a curated record
UAUAAUAUAAGGAUGCGUGCACUCUUGAAAAUAAUUCAUCAUCCAAAAUGAGGUCAGGAAACGCCGUGAAGUCCGCCAUUUUUGUGAAUUGCGCGCGCACCCGUACGAUGUGAAGUUGGCUCAGAGGUUGCGCGCGCCAGUCCGCCCAGCCGUCUUCGACCAUCUCGCGUAGAAAAAUAAAAUAAAUAAAUUAAAAAGCGGAAUAAAGGCGUGUUCGAAAUUCAAACAGUUCAAUUUUCAAACAGUUUUUUUUAAUAUCAAAUAUGGCUGUGGUUGUGAUACGUGAACUGCCGACAUAGUGCACAAUAUGUUUCCCUGUGGAGACGGGACUUAGGUUUUAGAUUUAAUUCUUGUGUUUGUGUGUAAAUAGUAAAGUGGUGUGAAUUAACUGUUUUUACUGUACGUGACCCUUUGGGACCAACCUACCAGAAACAGCGACCUAUACAAUAACCUAUAAUUUUAGUCCGAGCCCUAUACACCUGACACUAUUCCUUUACUCUUCACUCCGGUCCUUGGAUAAUGGUCGUGGAAGGCAUGACUGCACCUGACAUUUAAUAGGCAACCAUGAGCGCCCCAGAACCGGAGCAGAUCCCGGCGGCCCCUGCCGGGACCCCGGCGGAUCCUCCCGAGCCGGACGGGCCUCUGAUCCCGGUCCCCGCGCCCCGCAAGACCGCCCGCCGGGGGCCUAAAGUCCUGCAGGAGAGGCCGAAACGUGCGCUCUUCUGUCUCACACUCAAAAACCCGAUUAGGAAGGUCUGCAUCGACAUUGUUGAGUGGAAACCGUUCGAAUGGAUGAUCCUGACCACCAUCUUCGCCAACUGCAUCGCGCUGGCGGUGUUCACUCCCUACCCCAACAGUGAUUCCAACUACACCAACUCUGUGCUGGAGAAAAUCGAAUACGUGUUCCUGGUCAUCUUCACGGGGGAGUGCUUGAUGAAGAUCUUUGCGUACGGGUUUGUGAUGCACGCGGGCUCUUAUCUGAGGAAUGGAUGGAACUUGCUGGAUUUCACCAUCGUUGUAAUUGGAAUGGUGAGCACGGUGCUGUCGAGCAUAUUCAAAGAUGCGUUCGAUGUGAAGGCGCUGCGGGCAUUCAGGGUGCUCCGACCUCUGAGGCUGGUUUCUGGAGUGCCAAGUCUCCAGAUCGUAUUAAACUCCAUCCUGAAAGCGAUGAUCCCGCUGCUCCACAUCGCGCUGCUGGUCAUUUUCGUCAUCAUCAUCUACGCCAUCAUCGGCCUUGAACUCUUCUCCGGGAAAAUGCACAAGACCUGCUUCAACAAACACACCAACGAGAUGAUGGACUCUCCCCACCCCUGCGAUGUGGAUAACGGGUUCAACUGCUCUAGCCUGGGCUCCGAGAUGGUGUGCGGCGAAGGCUGGAUCGGCCCUAACUUUGGCAUCACCAACUUCGAUAACUUCGGGUUGUCCAUGUUAACGGUCUUUCAGUGCAUUACGUUGGAGGGCUGGACCGAAGUUAUGUAUAAUAUUCAAGAUGCGAUGGGCAACAGCUGGGAGUGGAUUUAUUUCGUGUCGAUGGUCAUAUUGGGAGCUUUUUUCGUCAUGAACCUAAUUCUCGGUGUGUUGUCUGGAGAAUUCUCCAAAGAGAGAGAAAAAGCGAAAAACCGGGGAGACUUCCAGAAACUUCGCGAGAAGCAGCAACUAGAAGAGGACCUGAAGGGCUACCUCGACUGGAUCACGCAGGCCGAGUACUUGGAGCCUCUGGCAGAUCAGAACGACACUGCUGACCAGCUGAGGGAGUAUAGUUUAGGAGCAGGAGCGGCAGAAAACCACGACUCAUCAGACCAUUUAGGAGUAGAGUUGAGUGAACCACAGAAAAGCUGCCUUUGCAAACUCUGGAAGCAAGACUUCGAUAAAAUCAAUCGAAGAAUGAAGCGUAGCUGUCGGAAAGCAGUGAAAUCGCAGACGUUUUACUGGCUGAUCAUUCUACUUGUGUUCCUGAACACUGUGGUGCUGGCCAGUGAGCAUUAUCAGCAACCAAGCUGGCUGGAUUUGUUCCAAGAGUACGGGAACGCCUUUUUCGUAGCACUUUUUACUUUAGAAAUGUUCGUCAAGAUGUACAGUCUAGGAUUACAAGGUUACUUCGUGUCGCUGUUCAACCGCUUCGACUGCUUUGUGGUGGUCGGGUCCAUCAGCGAGAUGGUGCUCACAAAGACGGAGGUGAUGCCCCCACUGGGAAUCUCCGUGCUGCGGUGUGUGCGGCUGCUGAGGGUGUUUAAAGUCACAAAAUACUGGCGCUCCCUCUCCAACCUAGUAGCGUCUCUCCUCAACUCCAUCCAGUCCAUCGCCUCGCUGCUGCUGCUUCUGUUCCUCUUCAUCAUGAUCUUCGCGCUUCUCGGCAUGCAGGUCUUCGGAGGAAAGUUCAACUACGAUCCCGUGGAGGAAAAGGAUCGACACAAUUUCGAUUGCUUUUGGCAGGCGUUGUUGACGGUGUUUCAAAUCCUGACGGGCGAAGACUGGAACGCGGUGAUGUACGAAGGCAUCAAGGCGUACGGUGGCGUGGGCUCCGUCGGCAUCGUCGCCUGCAUCUACUUCAUCAUUCUCUUCAUUUGUGGCAACUACAUCUUACUAAACGUCUUCUUGGCCAUCGCCGUAGACAAUCUUGCAGACGCAGAAUCGUUGACUAACAUUGAAAAGCAGGAAGCUAAUCCCGAUGAGAAGGAAGCCGGUAGUGUAAUAAUCGAUGGUGCACAUGCAGAUACUGAUGAUGAAUACAUUCACGACGACGAUGCGUAUACUACGGACAAUUCGGAGCGCGAAUAUGAAGAGACAGGUUCAGAGGAAGAAGAAGAAGAAAGAGUCGAGAUAGAGGGUGGAGAGGAAACAGACAGGAUAGAAGAAGAACAAGAACAGGAAGAAGAGAUUAUUCAGAGGAAUCAUAUAGGUUCUAACAAAGAAGGACCCACUGUAACCGUCAUGGAGCUAACACACAAAGAAACAGAACCUAACUAUGCAACAACAGUGAACACAGAGGGCGAGGAGCCAAGAUUGAAGCGAAAGCCGACAACAUCAUCGGCGAGACCAAGGAGGUUGUCCGAAGUCGACAUACACGACUCUAAGAAACCCAUCCCUGAUGCUACCUCCUUCUUCAUAUUUACCAAAACCAACAGGUUCCGCGUGUUUUGCUACAAGCUGUCAGCAUCUUCGACCUUCGGGAACAUCAUCCUGAUCUGCAUCAUGUUCUCGUCGGCCAUGUUGGCUGCUGAAGAUCCUUUGGAUGCUCAGCAAAAAGGAUUUAGGAAUUGGCUCCUAAGUCAAUUCGACGUGUUUUUCACGGGCAUCUUCACGCUGGAGCUGUUCCUCAAGCUGGUGACGUACGGGCUGAUCCUGCAUGAGGGCGCAUUCCUCCGCUCUGCCUUCAACGUGCUCGACAUGCUCGUCGUCUGCGUGUCGCUCAUCUCCAUGUGCUUUAAGUCAGGAAGUAUAUCGGUGGUGAAGAUAUUAAGAGUGUUCAGGGUGCUGAGGCCACUCAGGGCCAUCAAUAGGGCCAAGGGCCUUAAGCACGUUGUUCAAUGCGUGAUCGUUGCUAUCAAAACAAUCGGGAACAUAUUGUUGGUAACGUCGUUACUGCAAUUCAUGUUCGCCGUCAUGGGAGUACAAAUGUUCAAGGGAAAGUUUUUUAGAUGUACUGAUAUUUCGAAGAUGACGAAAGCAGAGUGUCAAGGAACAUACCUUGUGUUUGAAAAUCGAAAUUACGUAGUUAGGGAUAGAGAGUGGAAGAGAAAUGACUUCCAUUUUGACAACGUUAUGAAAGGGAUGCUGACGCUGUUCACCGUCUCUACGUUCGAGGGAUGGCCUGCGUUGUUGUAUGUGUCAAUCGACUCAAACCAAGAGGACCGUGGUCCCAUUACUAACUUCCGUCCAAUCGUCGCAGCCUACUAUAUUAUUUAUAUUAUUAUAAUUGCCUUCUUUAUGGUAAAUAUAUUCGUCGGUUUCGUCAUAGUUACAUUCCAAAACGAGGGAGAGCAAGAGUAUAAAAACUGUGAACUGGACAAGAAUCAGAGGAACUGCAUAGAGUUCGCCCUGAAAGCUAAACCUAUAAGAAGGUAUAUCCCAAAGCAUCGCAUUCAAUACAAAGUGUGGUGGUUCGUCACGUCCCAGCCGUUUGAAUACGCCAUCUUCGUCCUCAUCAUGAUCAACACCAUCACACUAGCCAUGAAGUACCACAAUCAGCCCCUCGAAUACAGCAAAGCUUUGGACAUGCUCAAUAUGAUUUUCACCGCUGUCUUUGCUCUUGAGUUCAUUUUCAAACUCGCUGCCUUUAGGUUUAAGAAUUAUUUUGGAGACGCGUGGAAUACAUUCGACUUUAUCAUCGUGCUAGGAAGUAUUAUAGAUAUUGUGGUAUCACAAGUCAACGAGCUCAAAAACCAGGGAAGCGGUUUAACAAAAGCCCACAUAAAGGAAACUUCUAUACCAUCGAUCAACUUCUUCCGAUUAUUCCGAGUGAUGAGACUUGUGAAGCUGCUGUCCAGAGGGGAGGGGAUCAGGACUCUCCUCUGGACGUUUAUAAAGUCAUUUCAAGCGUUGCCGUAUGUUGCCUUGCUGAUUUUGAUGCUGUUCUUCAUUUAUGCUGUAGUGGGGAUGCAGGUGUUUGGGAAAAUAGCCAUAGACGAUGAAACUCCGAUCACUAGGAACAACCACUUCCAGACAUUCCCUCAAGCCAUUCUAGUCCUAUUUCGUUCAGCUACAGGGGAGGCGUGGCAGGACAUCAUGAUGGGGGUAUCCCCGGAGCCGGAAGUGCAGUGCGACGACAACUACGAAGAGGAACCCGGCGAGAACGUCAAUUCCUGCGGCUCCGUGCUCGCCUUCCCCUACUUCAUCUCUUUCUACGUGCUGUGUUCUUUUUUGAUUAUCAAUUUAUUUGUAGCCGUCAUUAUGGACAACUUCGACUAUUUGACCAGAGACUGGUCAAUACUGGGACCACACCACUUAGAUGAAUUUAUAAGGUUAUGGAGUGAAUACGACCCGGACGCGAAGGGUCGGAUAAAACAUUUAGAUGUAGUUACUUUGUUAAGAAAAAUUAGUCCUCCUUUAGGAUUCGGCAAGCUGUGUCCACACCGCGUGGCCUGCAAGAGACUGGUCUCCAUGAACAUGCCGCUCAACUCCGACGGCACUGUACUCUUCAACGCUACCCUUUUCGCCGUCGUCAGGACUUCGCUGAAGAUCAAAACUGAGGGAAGACGCAAUCAAAAUGUUGCACCGUCAACUCCCAGCAACAUUGACGACUGCAACACAGAACUAAGAGCUGUCAUCAAGAAGAUUUGGAAGAGAACGUCUCCGAAACUCCUGGACCAGGUGGUUCCGCCACCUGGGGACCCAAAUGAGAUCACCGUCGGCAAGUUCUAUGCCACCUUCCUGAUACAGGACUACUUUAGAAGGUUCAAAAAGCGGAAGGAGCAAGAGUUAAGGCAGAACGACGAAGCCUGUCACCAGAUGACUCUCCAAGCGGGUCUGAGGACUCUUCAUGAAGCAGGACCUGAGCUGAAAAGGGCUAUAUCAGGGAAUCUCGACGACAUUACAGCAGAAUGUGAUGUGCCUAUGCAUAGGAGAAACCACUCAUUAUUCGGAGGGGUGUGGUCGAGCAUUCGAAGACACGGAUCCAACAGGCACAUCAGACACAGGAAACCGGGGGAACCUCCGAUGGGAGAAGGAGUGGGUAAUCAUCUGAGUUCUAUGAUGCAACGAGAAUACGGAGUAGGGACUUUACCUCUAGCGCCGACAGUACCAAAUGGACAACCAAAGGAGCAAAUACCACUUAGACCUUUAAUAUUCAAUGGAGAAUCAGAGAAGAUAUAUCAAGUUCUAGACAAUCAAAAGUCUAAUUACCCAGAGAUGUUAGGACAAAUAGGUCUCGCGUUCGGUUGCGUUAACUAUCUAACGACGCCGAGCGAGGUGGCUCCGAUAAAAACGUCCCCAGCGGUGUCUAGACAAAAGAUCCAUCCAGAAGACUCGACGUCUUCCAGGGAGAAGCUACCGAUACCGAGGAAGGCGUCUCCGGAGGAUAAAACGCCGUCGCCGAGCGCGUUCGAAGCGAUACAGCCGAAGAUCUCCCCGCAUCUGGCGAGCGAAUGCGCGCCAACAACCGAGUCGAAAACGAUGACGUUAUACGGCUACAACGCAGCAGCGAAGCUUCCUUUCGCGUUCUCCCACGCGAAGGCGGUGUGUCGCGGAGGGGAGAGAAGGAGUCUGCGAGCCAUCAAGCCGGUGGUGACAGGUCGGAUGGUGCGCAGUGCCUCGUCAGGGGCGGCGAGCUCGCAUGCGCCGCCCGCCCAGCUUUUAGCUCGACCGCACUCGCCAGGAGGCGAUAGCUCGGACCGCGGCGUGGUCUCUCUGCCUGGCAGUCCACGUGGUAUCAAUUCUUCAGUCCCGGUGGUUGGGUCAGCUGAGAGUCUUGUUACUAGGGUUUUAGCUGAACAAGGUCUGGCGGCAUACUGCGACGAAGAAUUCGUGAGGAACACCUCACGGGAGAUGCAGGAGGCGCUUGAGAUGACGCAGGAGCAGAUGGAUAGGGCGGCACAUCAACUCAUGAUUCAAGAGAGAAAUAUAAAGCAAGCCCAAAACCAGCCUCAAGUUGCUAACAUUUGGGCUGUUCCAGGGCGAUAUGCUAGCUCGCCACCCUUACCAGCCACCGACCAUGCCCCCACCCUUCAAGCCGUUAUAGCAGAGAGUGGCCGCGCCUCGCAAGAUGGCGGACACGAUCAAAAUGGCAGCCAAGAUGGCGCCGCGCCGCGAAAUGGCGGCAAUGGCGCGAAACACCACAAGCAGCACAAGAGGAAGAGAAAAAGGAAACCAGUAUUGGUAUAGUGUAUUGAAAUAUGUUUGAGAUGUGCUCAAAUUUUCAUUUGUUGCUUAGGAUUAGGGGCAGAUGAUUUUUACCGCCGAUUUAUCAUCGCAAUAUAGUUAGAAUGAGGCAGCAAUAUAGUUCUGCUUUUAAUAAAUAUCUGUGUCUUUAUCGAUUGUACCGACAAAUUAACUUUGUAAAUCCUUAAUGAAUUAUAUCUCCAUGUCAAAUGUCAAUGCGAAACAUUGUUACUUGUCAAUUGCUCUCUGAUUGUACGAGUAAGUCCUUAAAAAGGAAGGACUUAAAAAGUAAUUAAAACUUCUAAUUAAAGACUAAUUUUACAUGGGCGAAAGUGCUUGGAAAUACAGGACUACGCUCUAAGGCUACGUUCUAUGACAGUAAGUUGUGUUCGAGUCAAGGAGCAGAUACGAGUAAGUACCACACAAACUCAUGUUCCUUGUCGUUGGCAUAGAUGGCACCACAGCGUAAAUUUUGUAUGGCUAUAGACCUGUUAACGUCAUAUCGUGAUCUAGUGUGUUCUCUGAGAUAUAACGCAGAUGGGGUUUUAAUAAAAGCUGAGGUCAAAGUGCCUUACAAAAUAUGUAACUGAGAUCUUGCUAAUGUAACGCCAUCUAUAACAAAAAUUAAGAACCUCUUUAACAUUUAUUUGUCGCUGAUUAAGAUGUCGAUUAGCAUAGCUUAAAUGCCUACCUUUGUUGGCUAUAUGCACAUAUUGGUCUUCUAUGCGUUAAGCAUACUAGACUUCCUUUUUUAUUAACAUCUGUGUACGGCAGAUGAAAAAGUGAGAUUAGUAGAUCUAACGUAUUUGGUAAAAUUUAGACGUUGUAAUGUUUAGAAAGGGCCAAAUAAUAAUUUCAACUUCAGGAGUGGUGGUUCGUAAUUUGAAAUAUAAAUUUGGAAUAAUCAUAAAGUAAACUCUUAGGUGUCAAACCAGGAAAAGUCUGCAGAGAUUUUGACAACACGCAGUGCAGGUGUUAUUUUAAACUUCUAUGAAAUUAAAUAUAUUUAAUGACUGGUCACUUACGUAUUUUAAGUCGAAAAACUUAAAAAAACGUGAAACAGGAAACAGGAGUGACCCGUUAUUAAUAUAUUUAAUAUGUCUGUGUCUUACUAAAGUUUUGUUAUUAAAAUUCUAUGAAAUUAUGACGUAUAAAUAACAAUGGCACUGCGUGUGCUGUCAAAAUCUCUGCAGACUUUUCUUGGUCUAACUCUAUAUCUAUCUGCCUAUUUAAAAAACACAUUAAGCAUGUAAAAAAUAAACUCAUCUUUAUCAGCCUGUAAAGCUAGCACAAAAGUCAACCUUGUAGCGAGGCGAUUACCAGGUAUUGGCAAGAUGCGAAGUCGGUGGAGGGAGAACUGGCCCUGAUUGUCACAAGCACGCGUUAUCUUAUGGAAUGUCAAAUAUUAAUGCUAAUUUUACUCCAUAAAAUUUUACGUAGAAAAGCCGAAAACAUGAGGGCAGCACCAGCCGUGAACCUAGGGAAUUUUAUCCUCGUAAGUCCCCGCGCGCAUGCUGCGUGCGUGUGUGUGCGUGUGGCGGGAGCAUGCACCAAGCAGUGAUGAGUGGCGGAAGAAAGGGGAGGCCUGGCCAGCAGUGGGAAACGGGAGGCAAUUUAAAAAAAAAAAGGCCCUGCGUACUUGUACAAGUACAAAUUAAAUUUGUUUUGUACUCUUAUAAAAAAAACAAAAGCACUUAAAUUUUUUCUGGGCCUCGCGUGGUUAAAAUUACAUGUCAUUAAAAUACCCAUAAUAUCUUCCUUCUUACUACAGAAUGAGCGAAAUAGAUGAAGCAGGGGUAACGAGCAGUUGUGCUGCUCCUAUUGGCCCUUUGUUUAGAUUUAAAACUUAAUACAGAGAGAGAAAAUUGUCUCUAAAACAAUAUUUAGAGAUACUUUCGUACCUUAUGUAUUCAAAAAUAUAAUUUGUAAUUUUUCUAGAUGUGUAGUUUUACAGUUAUAUGAAAAAUGAUUAGAUAUCAUAAAACAUUUUAAAUUAUUGAUAUACCUACCUAUAUGGCAUAUAGGUGUGUGAUUUUGUCGGUACACAUAUGUAUAUUAUCAGAAAGAUCCUUCAGUAUCGUGGUACUGGUAAGUAUUUAUGGCAUUAUUUCGAGCUUUGAGUUUGGGUGCUCGGAAAAAAAAACGGCAAGACGCACAAUUCGUCGUUAUUUAUUGAGCAUGUAUCAUUUGAUCCGUUGUUAUAUCAGAGUACAUUAAUGUAAAGUAGGUAGUAAAUAUUUAAGAAAAUAUAAAUGAGCAGGGGGGCUAGCCAAGAUUACAAUCGUUGAUAUGAAAUGCGUAUCGAAACUUAUAGGUAUAUGGAACUAAUCACAUUACUCUUCGUAGCGUCUGUCAACCCGAUACAUGUUUUGCUUUUUGUUUGGCGUUUGUUGAUGUAAGAUUGUCAUUUUGGCUACGCCCCCAUACCGCGCACGCGCGCACAAGUGACGUGUCUGAAGUAUCUAUGAUUACUAAGGGGCAGGGUGAGUCUGUAACUUUUAAAGAGUUGGACCGAUUUUGAUCAAUAGGUAGUGUUUGAGUAAGUCAGGAUAGAAUGAGCUAGGUCGUAGGGUUCCUGGAAAUAAAAUAAGAAGGGUUGAAAGUCACAGCAUAUCUGGCAAAAUGGAGUUGGAAAAUGUUUCUAUCCAUUUCCCAUUUUAUCAAAUCGCUGUCUGCUUUCUGGUUUGAUGGUUUCCUAUUUGUUUCUACCAAGGCAAAGAGCCCAAUCGCAAUGGAUGGGAUUUUUACUUAUAAACAAUGUCAAUGUAACAAUAUAGUAUUUAUAGCAUUUUAUAAACAAAUAACUAGGUAUAAAACUUUAUUAUGUCUACAGAUUUUUUAUAAACAAAAGCUGUAAUAGCCAUCUAAUAAUUUUAUUAUCGGUGGUAAACAUCUUUUCUUUCAAGUUUUUUUAAUGAAUUACGAUUAGAGUAGGUAUGUAAUCCGAAAAAUCAAACCAUCUUCCAAAGGUAUAUAAAAAUAUGUGAACUCGAAUUCCUAAUCCGUAUUUCCAUAGUUUUACCCGUAUGACAAUACCUAAUCAGGAAAUCGUUGAACUGACAAAAUGUCUAAAACUGUAAACACAAUUUUUCGUAGAGAUUUUAGAGUUAGGAGUGGGUUUAGCGAUGACUGAGAUUUUAUAGAGAACAUUUAUUCCAGAACUUGGCUUAAUCCUUUGCAAACUUAAAAAAAAGUUCAUACGCAGAAAGUAUUUGUAUUUUGAAGCCCUAACCUAGCCUAGCCUUAACGUUAGUCUAGCCCAGGGGUCGGCAACAGGCGCCCGCGAGCCUCCUGGGCUAUUUUGUACAUAAUUUUGACAAACGACAAUACCUGAUAAAGUCAUAAAUAUUAACAAAGUGCGGCCCGCGUCAAUUUCGUUAACUACUAUGUGGCCCUUGGCUGCUAAAAGGUUGCCGACCCCUGGUCUAGCCGAUCAUUUUAAUGGACCAACCAACAUUCAUAAAACUCACGAAUAACCUUUACAUUUAACUACCAUAAAGUCAGGUAACUAUAGUCCUUGAGUAUAACUAUGGUCCAGUUUUAACGUUAAUUAUUAACGAGCAUAUGAUUUGUACUCGUUACAUUUAUUUUGGAGCUUAGAUACACUAAAGCUCUUUCUAUGUUAUACACUCAACAUAAUUUGAAAAAUACUUAUACAUAUUUUACUGGAACUUGAAUUUGGACCAUAGUUGUAAGUUGUGGACUAAAGUUACCUGAUUUUACGGUACUACAUUUCAAUUUUCAAUACAAAUGAAGUUUCAUAAUUCUCACCAAAAGAUGGCGCUGCAGUCGCUGCACACAAAUCACUCCAUCGAUAAACGGGAAAUCAAAAUGCAUUAGGGCGAUUACUAUUAGCGUAUUAUUUAUCAACAGUCAGUCGAGCUUACAAAUGAAGUUGCAAAUAAAAUUUAGAUCACGUUUUACCUUACCUAACAUACACUACAAUUUUUAAAUCAAAAUUGUAUAACUUCGAAAAAUUUUGGUACCGAAAACCCCAAUGCCUCCUUUACUACGUGACCUCAUAAUCUACUAAAUGAUGUUUAGUGUGUACAGACAGUGUGUGUAGACAUAUAGGUAUUAUAACGUGUGAUUUUGUGUAAAAUAUUUGACCAACAAAACAAAAACAAGUAGGUAUUAUUAUUUUCACCACACCAGCUGGUUAAGGCUUUCUUGAUUGUUCAAAAACUGAUAAGAAAGUUGCAUUUUAUUCACAUGUGAGGCAAAGUAAUCAAAUGCAAAUUUUGAGUUGUUUUCUUAUGUUUGCUGGUAGAAUUGACUUUUAAAUGAUGAUUUUGAAUAAUAAAUAUUUAAUAACAUUCAUUUUGAAUCGAUUUGCUUUGAUUUUGUUUGACAUUUUACAGUUAACAUUUUGCUUGUGUUGGUAUGGUGAAAAAUUUUGUGUUUCACUCGGUGGCAAAAUUUGUUUAACCCUCAUCUUCAAAGUUCAAAUUCUCGCAACGCUCAAGAUUCCAUUUGUCGAACCACUCGCUACGCUCGUUGCUCGGGUAUCAAUAUUAGCACGAGAGGUUAAACAACUACUUUGCCCCCUUGUAAAACGAAUAACUAUUACUUGACUAUGGAAAUAAAUACAGUUGUGGGAUAAAAUUAAAUCAACUUAUUCAGACUGCAAAAUUACAUGCUUAUAUAAUUAAAUUAAGACAUACGCUGAGCUUUUUUUUGAAGCCACGAGGAAACCUAGCCGCUACAUAAUUCAGAUUCCAACGUAAGUCAAAACUACAACAUUGGUGUUAUGAAUCACGUAAUCGUUUCAUUUUAUGUACUGUGUCAAAUUUUACAAUUUAGCUUUGUAAGGAUCCCUAGGAAGUGCCCUUUUAAGUAAUCGAAUAAAUGACGUAGUAUAGCUGUCAUCUCUUCAAAUGAACAACAUUCCGUAGACAUAAGAAAAUAACAUUAAGUAUAAUUAAUAAAUAAACCGACGUUUUAGUUAUGCCCAAAGAGAAAAGAUAGACAAAACAAGAAACAACUUCAGAUCAUUUUUAAAUAGUUGUACUCAAACAGUCCACAGAUGGCGCAAGUAAUAGAGAUACAUUAACGCCAUCUAGUACAAGAUUAUUGGAACUAUUUUAUUCUUUUCUCACCUACUAUCCAAUGAAACCGCACAAUUCUAUGCUUCCCUAAUCUUUAUAAGUGCCAACUGCCAUUUCCUGGUUCUGAGAAAUUUAUUAUACUGUUCCAUUUGAAACACCUGAGGACAAAUUUUCUAUUUUGUUAUUAGUUACUUAUUUCCUUUUUGUUAAUGUGAAGUUGUAGUUGGUCAAGCAAAUCUUGUCAGUUGUAAAAGGCGGCAAAUUUAUCGUCCCAUAGAAAAUUUGAAUUUCGCGCCUUUUUCUACUGACAAGAUUUGCUUUACCAGUAAGUACUUGCAUGGACUUGUAGAUGCAUAUUUGUUUUUUUUUUUUUCAAAUAUUAUACGUCUUCUUUAAAAAUGGUGCCCAUUUAAUACCCUUGAUAUUUAACUAUUCUUUGUGAUUUACUUGUAUGUAUACCUAUCCUAAAUGUUUUGUUAGUCCUUGUUGUGUAUAUUCGUCUGUUUAUUCUAUGCUAUUAAAGUUUAUUAGAGAUAUAAAAAUAUUAAAUAUUUUUAUUAGUUAAGAAUAGUUUCAAUUUGAAUACAUUGUUGUGACAUGCUGAUGCUCCAAGUGAAAUAAUACCAAAAAAAAUGUAUGACACAACUUUCUUUAUUCUUUCAUUUAAAUGUAUCAGAUAAAAGUAAACACAACUGUAUACUCCGCACUUUCUUUUAGUGGAUAAAAAGGGCCUGUAACAUAAUCUUGGAAGCUUGGGCUUGGAAUGGGUUAGAUUUAAUCUGAUAUCAUAUUAUGAUGAAGAGUCUUUACUAUUAAUGUGGCUCUGGCUUUUCACAAGUUUUUUGUUAAUCUGGAUUGGAUAAAUAGAUUUUUUAUGAGUUGGUCAUACAUUUUUUUGUCAACUACAGCAUUUUUGAUCAGAAGAGUCAGAAAAAUAUCUUUAUUUAUUCUUUCCAACAGAAACUUAAGCCACAUUUUGCGAAAAGUAUACAAAAAUAUGUAAAUAAUGUACAAAAUUGAAUUCUCAGAAUUUGAACAAAUUUGUCUUCUUUUUUAAGUACAUUUUUAUAUCCUAGUACAGAUUGGCUACUACAUCUGAUUGUACAUAAUUGUUGUAAAUACAAAAUGUAAGUGAAAGAUAUAUUUAUUCCAUCAGUCAUAUUAAUACUUAAACAUUAUUAUAUUUAUUGUUUAAAAUGAACAUUGUAAAAUUGUUUUCAUUUAAUAAAAAAAUGGAUGCUA